GUCAAACUCUCCACAGAGUACAUAUCCCCAUGUCCCCAAACAACUCCAUCUCGCACGUCCUACCGUUCGUGUCCUCCACCUCGAUGGCAAAAUCAAAUGGAUGUACUGGCAAACGACGCAUUCUGUCAGCUUGGGGGAGUCCCUUCGGGCUCUCCCGCCAAAAAUGCCACCCCGCGCCAUCGUCGUUGCCGGCUUGCUGUGAAAAGCGUCGACAAAACACAACCAGUUUAGGAAAUCUCGACCUUUCCCCCCACGACCAGCCCCCCUCGCAAGCCGCAGUCCUGUAUAAAUUUGUGAACCGAAGACUCCUUCGCAAACAAACGGCCAUUGUGGGGGGGCAGCGGGUCCCGUACUUUCCAGUGCAUAACGCCCACCAUCGAAUCGCGCGUUCAAAGGGCUCGGUACUCGCGUGCAUCGACGAAGAUACGGAUAUCUGCGAUACGUGCCACAACCAUCAGCUUCAACUCACACCGGCCAUUGUCAGCAUGACUGCCUACUGAUGUGGACGAUCGCUGCCCAUAGAACUUUUUAAACCAACCAAUGCAGUCAACCGUCUUUG
Aphanomyces astaci is the source of this 559-nucleotide messenger RNA. RefSeq lists its product as hypothetical. Lineage: Eukaryota; Oomycota; Saprolegniomycetes; Saprolegniales; Verrucalvaceae. The coding region runs from base 30 to 500 and encodes 156 amino acids. The record is from RefSeq and is a predicted model, not a curated record. The transcript has a single exon.